GAUUUCCCUUCCGGACAAACCGCUGAGCGACGGAAGUUCAUUUCGUAUGCUGAAUGGCAGUUGCUGUCGCGCCAACUAAACUUCUAAAAUAUAAUCCGUUGUCGAAUCAGUCGCAAAGUUUAGAAUCAAGAGCGAAUCCACGCGGUUCAGGUCGGUCGGUGAACGUUCAUCUUUAUCAAAGACUGUGUAUACAACUAGAGCUGUGCGUCUCUAACACUCAGCAGUUCACAAAAAUUAUCCAUUUUAACACUAAGCGCUGAUCUAAACGCCUGGUUGAAUUGUGUAUGAAACAUUUAAGUGCAGUUUUGUAAUUAAAACAAAAAAUAUUUAAAGAUCUCAACUUGUAUCACUAAUAUUAAUUAGCACUCUUUUGUGCUUUCGUUUGUUCGAUAAUUACUUUUCUUUCGGCUAACGACCGGUUUCGCUACGAGACGUGUUUCAAAUCAGCUACUUUUGUGUUUGUUAUUGUCUUUUUUUAGAAUAUGUUUUUUCAAAAAUUUGCGCGCAAACAUGUGAUAUUAUUGUUGAGCAUUUUUGCUGCAAUAGCUGUAAUUGUGAUUUAUUUGUACACCACGGCUGGCGAGCACGGAGAAACUGAUAAGAGGAUAAAUGAUGGUAAUUGUCCCACAGUGUCGGUGAACACCUCAAACUCCACGCUGAAGCUGUUGCAUAUUGUAGUUCGUCAUGGCGCCCGCACACCGAUUAACACCUAUCCGAAUGAUCCCCAUGUAAACGAUACAUUUCAUCCUACUGGUUGGGGUCAAGUAACCAAUAAAGGUAAAGUCGAAUUAUAUCAUCUUGGAGAAUGGCUACGCAGGCGUUAUAGUGAAUUUAUGGAACCGCACUAUUCUCCUGAUUAUGUUUACGCUCAAUCAACUGCAACAGGUCGUACGCUGAUGUCUCUUUCCACUGUACUCGCCAGUUUCUUUGCACCACGCGGUACCGAUAUGGAAUGGAAUACCGAAUUCAAUUGGCAGCCAAUACCGAUUUUCUCAGAGCCAUUGGAGGAGGACUCGCUACUUUUUGUUCUCAAACCCUGUCCACGUUUUUUCGAGGCACGUGAAGAAGUAUUUCAAUUGCCGGAAGUGAAAGCUGAAUUGGCGCAACACGAAGCCCUGUUUCGAAACUUGACCGAACUAACUGGAGAGCCCAUUGAAAGUGUUAAUGAUGUGAAUUCCCUCUUUAUUAAUCUGUUAGCUGAGCAAGAGUUUGGUUACACCCUACCAGCCUGGACGAAAGAUUACUAUCCAGAAAAAAUGCAAAUUUUAGCCGAGCAGAGUUUUAUAUACAAUGCCUACACCAGAGAAAUGCAAAAGAUUAAAGGCGGUCCCUUCCUUAAGAAGACGUUUGCGGAGAUGUUGAAGAAGCGUAACGGCAAGCUUAGCCCCAGCAAUCGUAAGCUGUUCAUCUAUGGUGCCCAUGAUUGGACGGUGGGUUCCAUACUGGCGUCGUUGAAUCUGUGGAAGGGUCAAAUGUUGCGCUUUGCAGUUACACUUAUUUUCGAGUUGCACCAAAACCAGCAAACCGGAGAGUACUACGUUGAGAUUUAUUUGCGAAAUAAUGAGGACGGUUGUGCUGAGCUAUUGUCUGUGCCGAAUUGUGGCACUCAAUGCCCGUUAGAUAGGUUAAUUGACUUGAGCGCUGACAUCAUACCAAAUGAAACGCAUGAGGAGCGUUGCAAGGCGAAAAAUCCCGCCUUCGUUGAGCUACCAAAGCUACCGGUGGAACAUGGUUUAAAACUACUUAAUAUGUUUUUUCAAAAAAUUACGCGCAAACAUGUGAUAUUAUUGUUGAGCAUUUUUGCUGCAGCGGCUGUAAUUUUAAUUUAUUUUUACACCACCGCUGGCGGGCGCGGAGAGGCUGAUAAGUGGAUAAACGAUGCUAAUUGUCCAACAGUGUCGGUGAACACCUCGAACUCAACGCUGAAGCUGUUGCAUAUUGUAGCUCGUCAUGGCGCCCGUGCUCCGGUGAACACCUAUCCGAAUGACCCCUAUGUGAACGAUACAUUUCAUCCUACUGGUUGGGGUCAAGUAACCAAUAAAGGAAAAGUCGAAUUAUACCAUCUUGGAGAAUGGCUAAACAGGCGUUAUGGUAAAUUUAUGGAACCGCACUAUUCUCCCGAUUAUGUUUACGCUCAAUCAACUGCAUCAAGUCGUACGCUGAUGUCUCUUUCCACCGUACUCGCCAGUUUCUUUGCACCACGCGGUACCGAUAUGGAAUGGAAUACCGAAUUCAAUUGGCAGCCAAUACCGAUUUUCUCAGAGCCAUUGGAGGAGGACUCGCUACUUUUGGUUCUCAAACCUUGUCCACGUUUUUUCGAGGCACGUGAAGAAGUAUUUCAAUUGCCGGAAGUGAAAGCUGAAUUGGCGCAACACGAAGCCCUGUUUCGAAACUUAACCGAACUAACUGGAAAGCCCGUUAAAAGUGCUGAUGAUGUGAAUUCCCUCUUUAUUACUCUAUUAGCUGAGCAAGAGUUUGGUUACACCUUACCAGCAUGGACGAAGGACUACUAUCCAGAAAAAAUGCGAUUUUUAGCCGAGCGGAGUUUUAUAUACAAUGCCUACACCAGAGAAAUGCAAAAGAUUAAAGGAGGUCCCUUCCUUAAGAAGACUUUUGCGGAGAUGUUGGAGAAACGUAACGGCAAGCUUAGCCCCAGCAAUCGUAAGCUGUUCAUCUAUGGUGCCCAUGAUUGGACGGUGGGUUCCAUACUGGCGUCGUUGAAUCUGUGGAAAGGUCAAAUGUUGCGCUUUGCAGUUACACUUAUUUUCGAGUUGCACCAAAACCAGCAAACCGGAGAGUACUACGUUGAGAUUUAUUUGCGAAAUAGUGAGGACGGUUGUGCUGAGCUGUUGUCUGUGCCGAAUUGUGGCACUCAAUGCCCGUUAGAUAGGUUAAUUGACUUGAGUGCUGACGUCAUACCAAAUGAAACGCAUGAGGAACGUUGUAAGGCGAAAAAUCCCGCCUUCGUUGAGCCACCAAAGCGACAGGUGGAACAUGGUUCAAAGAAAUUUCGUAUAAAAGUAAAAUCUGAAAUGUCGCGCACACAUUUCUCUAAUAAACAUCGUCUAGCAAUGGCUGGCGCAGCGGUGGCGGUUGUACUUUUAAUCUUAUGUUUGCUCAGUUCAAACGCUUAUUCAUUCGUUGCCAUAGACAAAGCUGAUGCUGAUACUUUGGAAUUAUUACAUGUGGUUUUCCGACACGGACCACGAACACCCGCAGACACAUAUCCAAAUGACCCACAUAUUAACCAGACAUUCGCGCCGUUCGGAUGGGGGCACAUAACCAAUAAUGGCAAGCGUGAGCUAUUUGGCAUUGGAACGUGGCUGCGCAAGCGUUACGCAGACUUCAUGGCGCCAUACUACAGUCCAGACUUGGUGCAUGCACAAGCGACGGGGGUUGCACGCACCCAUAUGACCCUACAAAUGGUGAUGGCGAGUUUCUUUCCACCAAAAGAUACGCCCAUGGAAUGGAAUCCGAAAUAUAAUUGGCAACCAGUGCCGAUAUUUUCACAACCACUCAAUGAGGAUUCGUUGCUGUUGGUGCGUACGCCUUGUCCGCGUUAUUUUGAGGCUUUAGGUGAAGUGCUAGAGUUGCCACAAGUAAAGGACGAAAUCGAACCAUACCUCGCUAUACUACGCGAGUUAUCCCACUUAACUGGUAUGAAUAUAACACAACCGGAAGACGUGCAAUCGCUUUACCUAACACUUUUAGCUGAGCAAGAAUUCGGUCUACGACUACCGGAAUGGACGAAAAACUACUUCCCUCAGCAAAUGCAGUACCUAACCGAUCAAAGUUAUAUUUACAAUGUUUACACGCCGGAGAUGCAGAAGAUAAAAGCCGGUCCAUUUUUGAAGAAAAUGUUCACUGAAAUGUUGGAAAAACGUGAUGGUAAACUGAGUCCGCGUGAUCGGAAAUUGUUUAUUUACACAGGUCACGAUACGACAGUGGUCAAUAUACUGGCGAGUCUGAAAAUAUGGAAGCGUCAAUUGCCACGUUACUCGGUGAUGACGAUUUUUGAAUUGCACAAGAAUAAGAGUACCGGAGAGUAUUACGUAGAGGUUUACUUUAGAAGUAGUGCCAAAGCGCCAGUUGAGAAACUGACAGUACCAGGCUGUGAUUUCCAGUGCCCCUUAGACAAAUUAAUUGAAUUAAGUGGUGAUGUUAUACCGACGGAAACAUAUGAUGCCCGUUGCGCCUCAAAAAAUGAGGGUUUUACAGAGCCACCGCUCAAAGGACCUUAAGUGAUAUAUCUUAAGUAAAAAAGUAUUUUUUUUUUAAUACGGCUAGUAUAAAUUGUAAUAUUUUAUUUAUUGCACAGAAACUGCAUUUUUAAUUAAUUUUAAGUACAUAAAUGAAACAUUUAUAUGUGUCAAAUAAACUAAUUUAUAGAUAAUUAUAAAGAAA
Molecule: messenger RNA, 4404 nt
Organism: Zeugodacus cucurbitae (melon fly)
Lineage: Eukaryota; Metazoa; Arthropoda; Insecta; Diptera; Tephritidae
Exons: 21
Coding region: 483-4241 (1252 amino acids)
Biological process (GO): dephosphorylation
Molecular function (GO): phosphatase activity
Source: RefSeq, a predicted model, not a curated record